AUCAUACACCCCCAUAUAAACUUAUAAUAUUAUUUUUCACACAUUAUUUCCAGCUCUAUAUAAACCCCUAUUCACACCCCCUUUCUUCCCAUUAAGCAAGGUUGAAUAUUGUGAUAUAUACACAUACUCAUACUACUACUCAUAUAUAUACAUUCAUAUUAGUAUAACCAUGUCCGGAGUUUGGUUGUUCGAAAACGGCGUCGUUCGGCUAGUGGAGAAUCCGGGUGCCGAGUCUUACGACGGAAGCCGGCAAGGGUCGCAGAGGCGGAGGAAGGUGCUGGUCCACACGGCGUCGAACGAGGUGAUAACGUCGUACUCGGCGCUGGAGCAGAAAUUGUCGUCGUUGGGUUGGGAAAGGUACUACGAUGACCCGGACUUGCUUCAGUUCCACAAACGCUCCACCGUUCACCUCAUCUCUCUCCCCAAAGACUUUAACAAGCUCAAGUCCAUGCACAUGUACGACAUCGUCGUCAAGAACCGUAAUGUCUUUGAAGUCAGGGACAUGUAGUAGUAGCACUACUACUGCGACAGUUCUACUACUAUUGCUAUUACUUGUGUAUCUUUGUGUGUGAGUUUUCACCUUUUCCUUUGUUUAUUUUGGUUUGGUUCUCAACUGGCAUGGGUCUUUGUGCUAAUUGAUGAGUAUAUUUAGGUGUGAAUUAAGUUUGUGCAAAUAAUACUAAUUAGAUUUAUAGAUAUAUUUAUGAUCAAGCUUGAUUUUGAUUAAGUAAUAUAGUUUUGAGGGUCUGUUUGAUUUGUGAUCAA
Messenger RNA from Humulus lupulus (European hop), 765 nucleotides. Its product is annotated as flowering-promoting factor 1-like protein 3. Gene Ontology annotation, biological process: regulation of flower development. The transcript has a single exon. The record is from RefSeq and is a predicted model, not a curated record. NCBI's taxonomy places the organism in Eukaryota, Viridiplantae, Streptophyta, Magnoliopsida, Rosales, Cannabaceae. The coding region runs from base 170 to 508 and encodes 112 amino acids.